AGCCACUCCUGACUGGGAGCCAGCGGGAAGCAUCGCCCGGUCCAUCUCCCAGAGGGGUAGCCGUCUGACCAGCAGUGCACGUAAUGCGAGUGUUUUCGCCGCAGGUUGCCAAUUUUCUGACCAGCUCCGUCUGGUUUUGCGUUCUUGGACUGAGCAGCAGCGCAGUGUUGCCAGCCAGCAGAGCUAGAGUUAGCUUUAAAGUAAUUUGCUUGGCCGCGUGGCGGUUCAGAUGGUCUUGAAGAUUUUUUGUUUUGAGGUUUCCUUAUCCCACGGACGGACUGGGAAAUGCAACCGUUGGAACCACAUUGGAGUAUGGGUGGAAAAAAAUGAGGUUUGUUGGCGGAACGAAGUGGUCUUUUCAACGCAGUGCGGACAAUGUGGUUUUGGGCAGUGGUUAAUGUACGAAUAAAUGAAAUUUUCUUGUUGCACAUGUGAAAAGUGUCUUUCAGAUUUGGCAGGGUAGCAAAUAGGUGGAAGAUGUUUCAGAGAAAUUUGAACUUCUUUCUAGAAAAGUUUUCAUAUACGUCUACACUGUCGUCUGCGUAGAUACAGCUGGUUAAGAUGGAAUUUAAAUAAACUUAUUGUUCAUUCAUUUGUUAGCCAAAUACGCAACUGAGUUAACAAGAAUCAAACUGAUAAAUACGAUACAAUUUUGGUACUAUCAGUCAGUACGAUUAGAAAUCGUCAUGUGGUCGAUUCCGGCACUUUUGGUAGUCCUCGUGGCAGGAUUGCCAACCGGACAAGCCUUCGAUUUUUCCAGCUUCACUACAGAAGCUGCGUUGGCUAGUUUCAUCGAUGGCAUCUCAACCGGAUUAGCAGAUAUGGCGGGUGAUCUGAUUCAGACGGUCAUGGACAACGAAACCAUCGAUCAGGAGGUCACAUUUUGGUGCGGUCGUCGAGGAUAUUCGAGUCUUCAGCAGACGUUCGUAAAUGAUAGUUCCAUUGCGAGUAAACUGGACCUUUCGAAACCCGUUGCCAUAAUCACCCAUGGUUGGUUGAGUUAUGCUAACGUCACGUGGGUGCAGGAAAUGGCCGGAAAUUAUAGCAAGUACGUGGACAGUAACGUUUGCGCCGUGGAUUGGUCCAGAUACGCCCGGUACGGUUAUGCGAUCGCGGCCAAGCGGAAUACCCGAUUGGUGGGAAACUAUUUGACCUUGUUUAUGCAAUUUUUGACACGCAAUGGGAUAACUCCGUCCAAGAUGACCUUGAUUGGUCACAGCUUGGGUGCCCAUGUCUCGGCGUACGCUUGCAAGAACUUCAGCGGUCAGGUGAAGGAGCUGUACGGACUAGACGCAGCUGGACCACUUUUCACUCAACCAAUUGAUGUUGGAACGAAAAAUAGAAUCGCAUCCACGGAUGCCGACUAUGUUCAGCUCAUCUACACGACCCGUUACCUGUUGGGAGUCGGAAAUCCUCUUGGUCAAGCUAAUUUCUUCCCAAAUGGAGGAUACCAUCCUCAGCCUUCAUGUCUGCUUCCCAUGUUGACGUAUGCCGAUACGUAUGUGCCAAUAGCCUGCAGUCACUCCCAUGCGCAUCAGCUGUUUACACUGUCGUUGAAUCCGGCCUUCGUGUUCAAGGCAAAACAGUGUGGAACAUAUCCUACCUAUUUGUUGGGAUUGUGCCAGUUCAACUCCAACGAUGUGCUUGGAAUCUACUCGAAAAAACUUCAUCAGCAGCGGCACCAACGCGGUUCAGGUGAAACCAGGCUCGUCUCCAAGGGGCAGCAGCAACAGCGCAGCACCCAUAACAGCACCCAGAUCAGCAGCAGCAACUCCAACGGCACCCAACAACAGCAAUAA
Messenger RNA from Culex pipiens pallens (northern house mosquito), 1799 nucleotides. RefSeq names its product phospholipase A1-like. Lineage: Eukaryota; Metazoa; Arthropoda; Insecta; Diptera; Culicidae. The transcript has 3 exons. The record is from RefSeq and is a predicted model, not a curated record. Gene Ontology annotation, molecular function: lipase activity. Bases 687 to 1799 code for a protein of 370 amino acids.